Messenger RNA from Agrilus planipennis (emerald ash borer), 4440 nucleotides. Its product is annotated as tudor domain-containing protein 5-like. NCBI's taxonomy places the organism in Eukaryota, Metazoa, Arthropoda, Insecta, Coleoptera, Buprestidae. Gene Ontology annotation, biological process: spermatogenesis. The record is from RefSeq and is a predicted model, not a curated record. Bases 318 to 4103 code for a protein of 1261 amino acids. The transcript has 12 exons.
GUUAAACAUAACGUGUGUAUAUGGUGUGUAUAACCUCAAUUCAGAUUCCGCUCAAUGUCUUAUUAAACAGUCUUAAACGAAAGCGAAAGACAACAAAUAAUAAUCUACCAAGCAAAGGCUAACAGCAUGUUUACAGUUUACAUGUUUAUUAGAAUUGUAUCAGUUUAGGAUUUGCUGGAAAUGUGUACAUUUAUUUUAAAAUUUAGUUUUCAUGAAAAAAGAGCAAAACAGCAUAAUAGGACUGAAUCAGUGUAGGAGGAAAAAAGGAAAGGUGUAUAGAUAUUUACAUCAUUUGAGUCUACGUAGAAAUAUUUACCAUGGAUGAAGAAAAGGAAAAAAUUAGAAAAACCAUUUCAAGUAUUUUACUGUCAACCCCUUUAACUUUAACAAUUGGUCAACUGAUCAAAGACUACAGAGAUGCCAUUGGCACUAAUAUUCCUUUUCAAAAGUUUGGCUACAAAUCUGUUGAGCAGUUUCUACGUUCCAUUUCGGCAUUUGAGAUUUAUGGACAAGGCAGUGGUGCACAAAUUAAAGCAAAAGUGACUUCAAAAGCGGCACAUAUCGACAAACUCGUAGUUCGACAAAAGUAUAAUGUGCCAAAAACAAGGAAGAAGAUUUCAAGACCAGCAAUUCGAAGGUAUCAGGCCACACCUUUGCCUGUUGAGCAACCCAACUUUUCUUCAAAUUCUUCAUCUCGGACUUCUCAGCAUCAAAAUGUUCUUUCCCCAUCAGUGCAAGAAAAAGAAGAUUUACCAUCUACCUUUUCAGAACAACAGUAUCAAUCAGUGACACAAUCUGAAACUAUAAAUCAACAAAAUUUAUACAAAAAACAAAAUCAUCAAAACGUAUCUCCACCACAUAGAGAAAAUGCUUUUUCAUUUCCAUGCUCAUCACGUGCUAAUCCUAUUCAGGGUAUUAAUCUACCUCCUUACUUGGAAACUUCUCAAUCAAAAUCAAAAUUUAGAACAAACAAACCUAAAUUCGUCCCGCCACAAAUAGAAAAGAGAUGCAAUAGUAAUUUACUUAAUAAAUCUAAUACCGAAAUUGAAAACCAGUGGCAAAGUACAGCAUCUAAAAAUUCCGAAGUCACGGAAUUAUCGAGUACUUCAGGUAACGUUUGUUUAGAAAAUUAUUUUUCUUCCCUUUCGGAUGAUAUCAAAACGACAGCGAAAGGAGCUGCAGCAAAUUUAUCAUCAAAAUCUAUCUCUCUCGAUGAUGUUUUCGUUAGUGACAGUGAAGACGAGGAUUAUAUAAAUUACAAAGUACCUGCUGAAGUGCAGCAAAAUUUAUGUAUUCUUAUAAAGAAUUAUCAAGAUGGUUUAUGGUGCAAUGAACUUCCUAAUGCUUACAAGAGAAGGUUCAGAAAAACAUUAGAUUAUAUGGAUUAUGGUUACAAGACUUUGAUGGCUCUUUGUAUGGAUUUGGAUAGGAUAUUUCAUUGUAUAAGACCUGACAGGGGAGACAUAAAGCUAUAUGACAAAAGCAAACCAUUACCCUUAAACGCUGCAAAUAGUUUACAUUUUACAGAUCUGUUGAAAAAUACAGAAAUGGUGGAUUAUCCAAAAGAUAAUGCGUUGCCAGAUGUAUCAGAUGUUAUAAUGUACAGAAAACAAAGCGAACUGCCCCCUGACGUGGUACAUUUAUUUGAAGAAUUACCACGACAGUGGAUUUCCGAAGACAUAAAACUAAUGAGUUUUAUUGAUAUAGAUGUGGGCGAAAUCUAUGAUCCUUCAAAAUUUUGGAUUAUACUUAGGGGGCCAGAAACUUCCCAAAAACUCGAUGCCAUGAUGGAUGAAAUGCAAGAAUUUUACACUGCCCACAGAGAGUUGCAGAUACCAGAAAAAAAACUUGAGUUAGGACUUUACUGCGCAGCUUUGAUUUUAGGCGAAUAUCACCGGGGAAUUAUCACACACCUUAUGCCCCAUGUAGAAGGUCAAGUUAAGGUAUUUUUCGUAGAUUAUGGAACAGUGUCGCCUAUUUUUACUAAAGAUAUUUGCUACUUGCAUCGUAAAUUUUUCGUCCUUCCUCAGCAAGCAAUUAGAGCUCGAUUGGCCAAUAUAUACCCUCCCACUGAAAAGAUGCAAUGGUCAAGACAAUCUGCCUCUGCUUUCCUUGAAAUGGUCUUCCAAAAGUCAAUGGUGGCUCAAAUAUACAAAAUUGAUGAAAAGCGAAAAGCACUGGAACUGUUCAUAGCAGACACUACGGGGGAUGAAGACUAUUACGUAAAUGAUAGACUGACAGAAUUGGGGCACGCGAUAUUUACUUAUCAGGAACAAAUACCUGUCGAACUUCCGCCUAAUGAGGAGCCAAAUGUUCGCUUUAUUCACCUAUUUCCUUCUUUUGAUGAACUAGAACAAGGUUUAGUACCUACAGCAACCCAAAUGGAACGGAUGUUAGAAACAGGUGUCGAACUACAUCAUAUUUAUCCAUGGUACUACAAAAAAUCUAUUGAUCUAGAAGAUUUUGCUGAAUGGCCUAAAACCAUCCCAGAAAAACGUGAAAGUACAACAAACAUUUCCCGUUACAUGAAAUUGGCUACUGAAGGAGGCGAGGAAGAAGAUUUGAUGAAUUUUGCAGCUAAUCAACAAUUUUUGAACAAUCAUCCGGAGCCUUUGAUUGAUUUGAUGUCUAGUUACGAUUGUGGGACAAAUUCUUAUGAAAAUAUCGUGAAUGCAACAUCUUCGUAUAAUUUUCCUGUGUUAACUCCAGAAGUUUUGUCAACCAAAGUAGAAAACAAUUACAACACAAACUCCUCCUUUAGCAAAAUGAACACUGAAGUGUCGGAAUCGUCAAAUUUCGACUUCAAAAGUGAUAAUAGAAAACUACCUCAUUUUGACAGUAAUUUAGAUGAAAUUAAAAAACAAACGGAAGCGGAUAGUUUUUCAAAUAAAUUUGAAAACAGCUUUGCAUUCGGAGCUUUUGCAUACAAUACAAAUUUAACUACUUCUAUUGAAAGUCAUUUAGAUGCUGUUAAAAACGAAACCAAAGCAGAUAAUCUUUCUUUUACCAAUUCAUUAGAUGUACACAAGGACAACUUUUUAACUGGAGAGCCUUUAUAUAAAUUAACUACUUCUUAUAGUAAUUUACAGAAAAAUGACAAGAAAGAAAACGCUGGAUUGACUGAUUUGUCUUCAACUUUUAAUUCCAGUGAAAAAAAUAAAAGCCCAGAAUCAUGUAACGAUAGUUUGAAAAUUAAACUGGUAUCACCAAAAUUAGACAAAUCGAAAAAGAAAAAGAAAUCUGGAAAGAAAACUGAAAAUAAUGUUUGUCAAACGAACACUACUGAAAAUACAUGCAGUGAAUCAAGUAUUACCCUCCCCAAAAUAAUCCGACCACCUCCAGGAUUCGAAGGAAAUCUUAAUGUUACCAGUAACAACACGCAAAAUGUAAUUCCCAGUGUACAGCAGAAUUUCAUUAACGUUUAUUUAGGAAACUUACAACCAGCAUUGUCUGCAACUGUGCCUACCUUUUACCCCUGUAACUUUGGUCCAAUGGGUGUCGCUCCUAAUCUUUUACAGCAACAAGUAUUGCUGCAGGGGAUGUUACAGAAUCAAAUGAUCAUUGAAAAUUUUCAGCGUCAGCAACAGAUGAUUAUGCAGCAAGAGCAAAAUAAAAACAUUGUAGCUGACCAGAUGGCACUUCUGCAGCAAAUGGCAUCACAAUUAAAUUUGAGUAGUGAUAAAGACAAUUGUAAAGUGAUAACAACACACAAAAAAAUGGUAAUGAAAAUUGACUUUUAUAAGAAAACCCUCCAUCUAAUAAGGUACACAAAUGAAAUUUACUGUAGUGUUCAAGAAGUGCAAAAAGUAUUUUUUGGUGAUAAGUGGCCUAUUAUAAAGCUUAAACGUCACAUUGCUGUCACGAACCCCUCAAUACGAAUCGAUAACUUUCAUAAAAAUGAAUGUAUCGAACUGACGCAGGAACUGUUACAAGCCAAUGUUGUAACUGAAGAGGAGAUGUCUGCUUCAAUGUGUUUAUUACACUUGGUUACUUUUAAGGACUUACCAAACCUUAUAAAUACAGUGAGCCAUUCAAAGUUGGAGUUUCCGAAUUUCGAUAAGUAUUUAAUGAAAUAUGAUUAUAACAGCGAAGCUUGGUUAUGAUCUUUUCUCAUUCGAGUUUGUUUUUAAAUGGUGAUAUUAUUUUUUAGUUUUUAGAAUUUGUGUUUUAUUCAAAUUUUUAUUACUUAAAGUGGAAAAUUAAUUUUUAGAUAUAAGUAACGCUAAUUUAAUUACUACGUGUUAAAAUGAAAUUUGUUUAUGAUAAACUUGUAUACGAAUUUAAAAACUUACAAGGAGUUUAUUUGUUAAAUAAUCAUUUUUUUAAUGGUUAAAGUCAAUGCAGUUUUAUGGAAUUGCUUUUAUAUAAAAGUUUCUUUCCUUCUUGGCAUAGAUCCGAUUUGUAUGAUAUACAAAAUAAACGGACAAAAUAAUUCUAAAA